UCUCCCUAAGAGAGGAAGAGGAAGUUCGCAGUAUUUCUUCGACUCUCACUUAAAAUAUAGAAACCUUUCCUCAAGCGCAGGGAAUUUGAACUUUCGUUUCGUUCGUUUUGUCAGUCGUCCCCUAGUCGCAUGAAUUCACGUCUUAAGCAAACUUGGACGACGCUACAAACACAACCACACCAGCAGACAGUCACACACCCCAUCAGGCCAGUAAGAAUCACUCAAGAUGGAGGAUAGGACUCUGCUGCAGAACAUGCGCCAAACUCCCACUCUCAGCACACCCGCACUUGUUGUAUCCAAACUCUUCAUGACAAUCAUGCCAAUCGCCCAGAUUGCAAUAGGUGGGAUUUACCUGAACAACUGCCCCCAGGGGCCUUACAUCCCCAUCUACCUGCUGGUCUCAGGGGCCUUCGCGUCGGCCCUGGCUGUGCUGUCCUGUCUGCCCUGCACCAAGGAGCCUGAAGAGGGGAGCCAGAGCCCACUCAGCAGCUUCUGUGCUGCCUGGAACUCCCUUGUCUCUCUCUUCCUGUUCUGCUGGUUUAUCGCAGGCAACGUGUGGAUCUACUCCAUCCACCCUGCCAACUAUGACGCAACAAAGCCUCCUUACUGUGACAAGACGCUCUACAUGUUUGCUUUCUGGACCACCACGCUGGUGUACAUCUUUAUGGGGGCGCUGUUCGUAGGGGGCUGUUGCGUGCUUGUCGUCAUGUGUCUGUGCGGGAGGGCAGGACCCUCCACUGACGACGUCUGACCCUCUGCUCUGGCACGCGUGUUAAGAGUUCAGAUGCCGCUCCAAAUCCUAAAGUGACAGAGGACUGAGAGAUGGAAUCAUUUUGGAGGAAAAAAAUAAUAUAUAUGUUACUGCUGGAUUAUUAUGUUCUGUAUAACCAAAAUAUGAAUCGUUUUUUUCAUUCCUAAUAUGUGUUCCCUGACUGCUGUGUGUAUAGAAACGCUGCCUAAAUGCAGGAUGUGGUGGGAGUAUGUACUGAUAUGGAAGCUGAUAUACAGAACAGUAGUGUGCUUUAAUCACUGUUAAACAUCAAUUUACUGUACAUAACUUCAAUCAUGGAAUGCCAUUUUACAAAUGUAACAGCUGUUUCAGAAUAGCAAGUCUGUGUAUUGCUUAAUAGUAUAUAAUUUGAGCUGAUGUAAAACAAAAUAACUAAGUAGAUGACUUGCCUAUCUGUCUGAGGAUGUGCUGAGUGUUAUCUUGCGGUGAAACAAGAUUGUGAAAACAGCAGCCAAGUAAAUUACACUGUGUGAGA
Molecule: messenger RNA, 1265 nt
Organism: Osmerus eperlanus (European smelt)
Lineage: Eukaryota; Metazoa; Chordata; Actinopteri; Osmeriformes; Osmeridae
Product: transmembrane protein 272-like
Exons: 5
Coding region: 227-751 (174 amino acids)
Source: RefSeq, a predicted model, not a curated record